AUAGAGUGUAGAAAACCUUUCACACCUGUGUCUGUAUCACCACAAUUAAAUAUACUUUUAUUGUAUCUCUCCGGUGGGUGCUAGAUCGAUGGCUCAUGGUAGCAUUCAAAUGGAUGAGGACAUUAUUAAGUCUCCCAAUGAUGACAAGACAUAUGGAUACAUGCCGCUUGGUAACGGGCUGAAGGUAUUGCUAGUCAGUGAUCCUUUGACUGAGAAGGCUGCUGCUGCUCUCUCUGUCAGAGUUGGUUACCUCUCGGACCCUGAUGUCAUUCCAGGUCUUGCCCACCUAUGUGAGCACAUGCUCUUUCUGGGGACAGAAAAGUAUCCCUCGGAGAAUGAAUACACACAGUUUCUGUCACAUCACGGGGGGUCAUCCAAUGCUUUCACUACGGGGGAGUAUACCACGUACUACUUUGAUGUUGCCUGUGAGCACCUCCAUGAAGCACUAGACAGGUUCUCCCAGUUCUUUCACUGUCCUCUGUUUAAUGCUGACUCCAAAGACAGGGAGAUCAAUGCAGUGGACUCUGAGAACAAUAAGAAUCUCCAAGUUGACACAUGGAGGUUUCGUCAGGUCUGCCACACCCUCUCUCGACCUAGACACCCCUACGGCAAGUUCGGCACCGGCAGUAAGGUCACGCUAGAGACCCGGCCCCAAGAGCUUGGCUUGGAUGUACGUGAGGAACUGCUUCAGUUCCACUCUCAGCACUACUCCUCCAACCUUAUGGCUCUUGUAGUGCUCGGAAAAGAGUCUAUCAACGAGCUCGCCUCGCUGACUCAACAAUUGUAUACUCCGAUAAUCAACAGGGACAUCCCUAUUCCUGAGUUCCCCCUACACCCUUACUCAGAGGACCAACUUCAGAUUUGGAUAGAGUACGUGCCCAUAAAGGAGCUAAGGAAGCUGGAUAUGGAGUUCCCACUACCUGACCUCUCUGCCUACUACCACUCUGAUCCGACAUAUUACGUUUCCCACCUAAUUGGUCACGAGGGCCCUGGCAGUCUUCUCUCCUAUCUCAAGGCCAGAGGGUGGUGUAGGAACCUCGGUGCUGGGCAGAGAGGUGGGGCUAAAGGUUUCUCUUUCUUUAGUAUCAGCAUGGACAUGACGGUUGCUGGUGAAGAUCACAUCGAGGAAAUAGUAACAGCGGUGUUCCAGUACAUUGCUAUGCUCAGACAAAAGGGACCGCAAGAGUGGGUGUUCCAAGAGUGUGCCGACCUGAAUUCCAUCGACUUCAGAUUCCAAGACAAGCUUAAACCAAAAAACUAUGUGACUGCUAUCACACGCUUAUUACAUGAGUUUCCUGCUCGUGAGGUUUUAUCAGGCUGUUACCUUUUGACCGAGUUCAGGCCAGACCUCAUCCAACUAGUACUGGAUAAGUUGCAUCCUCGGUAUUUGAGAGUGGGGGUCGUGAGUCAGCGCUAUGAGGGCAAGACCAGCUACACCGAACCAUGGUACAACUCUCAGUACAAUACGAGGAAGAUUGACCAAGUUCUUAUCAAUGGAUGGAGUUCUGUUUGUCCAAUUAAAGAGCUCUAUUUACCAGCCGAAAAUGAGUUUAUACCGACGGACUUUGACCUUGUGCCUUUGGAUAAAGACCAAGCGUCAGCGGUGCCUAAGCUUGUUGUUGACAGUGAGAUGUGCAAAGUUUGGUUCAAACAAGAUGACACCUUCUUUUGCCCCAAGGCCUGCGUCUAUUUUCAAAUCUCAACAGUCAUGGCGUACAAGGACCCAACCUGUUCCUGUUUAGCCUCUCUCUUCAUUCGAUUGCUUGUGGAGGAUCUCAAUGAGUUUGCUUACAAUGCUGAAAUAUCAGGGAUCAGCUAUAACAUCUCACUGUCUGUCUAUGGCAUCAUUGUCCAAAUUAGUGGCUACAACCAUAAGCAACCCAUCCUGCUCUCGAAGAUCAUGAGCAAGUUGUCCAAAUUCACUGUGGAUGACAAGCAGUUUGAGAUUGAGAAGGAAGUGCUAACCAGGCAGUUGAGGAACUUCAAAGCUGAGCAGCCGCACACACACGCCAAGUACUACCUUAGUCUGCUCACUGACAACAUGGCAUGGACCAAAGAAGAGCUUGCAUCAGCUGUAGAAGUGACCAAUAGUGAGCAGCUACAGCAGUUCCUACCAGAGCUGCUCGCUCAAGUCCAUGUUGAGGCCCUUGUCCACGGCAACAUUUCACUACAGAGAUGCCUGGAAAUGGUGAGCAUCGUUGAGACAGCCCUGCGUAAUAAGGCUGGCUCAGUGCCCAUUCAUCAGAGUCAGAUACCAAGACACAGAGAAGUCAAACUGCCAGACGGUGCUUCUUUCUGUUACUCUACUAUUAACGAAGUUCACAAGUCUUGCUGUAUUGAGCUCUAUCUUCAGGUGGGUCCUGAGGAGACUCGGCUGAACAUGCUGCUGGAGCUCCUGGCUCAGGUCUUGCAGGAGCCAUUCUUUGACACGCUGAGAACAAAAGAGCAACUUGGCUACAUUGUUGCUAGUGGUUUGAAGAGGUCCAAUGGAGUCCAGGGAAUUGCGUUCAUUGUCCAAUCAGACAAACCAGCCGAGUUUGUGGAGAAGAGGACUGAAGUGUUCUUGCUCAAUGCUAAGGAAAUACUCUCAACAUUGUGUACUGAGACAUUUGAGCGUCACAAGAAAGCCGUCUCUGUGAAGAGGACUGAGAAACCAAAGAAACUCAUUGCAGAAUGCAAUAAGUACUGGUCUGAGAUCAGUACUCAGCAGUACUACUUCAACAGAGAUGAAGAGGAGGUGAAGUUCUUGGAAACUGUCAGUGUAGAAGAUUUGACAAAGUUCUUUAAGGACUAUGUUGCUUCUGACGCUCCCUUCAGACACAAGCUGAUAAUACACAUUGUACCUUUGAGUGAUGGAAGUAGUGUGCUCAGUGAUGAGGUGGAUGGCCCCACUAGUGAGGCGGGAACUGACGAAACUGACCAUCACCACUUGCAAGAGGCUGUACAAAUAGUGGAUUUUUCAAGUUUCAAGAAUUCUCUAACUGUAUACCCUUCUGUGGAACCAUACAUAUCAACGCUUCUUUCAUAGUAUGUGGAGUACAUUCUGUUGUGCAAUUUUUGGAACUAUACCAUUGUUUUUGUACCACAUUCUCCCUGUGAGUCUUGAUAAUUACAAUAA
Halichondria panicea is the source of this 3118-nucleotide messenger RNA. Its product is annotated as insulin-degrading enzyme-like. Gene Ontology annotation, biological process: peptide catabolic process. Gene Ontology annotation, molecular function: metal ion binding; metalloendopeptidase activity. The record is from RefSeq and is a predicted model, not a curated record. Bases 89 to 3028 code for a protein of 979 amino acids. Lineage: Eukaryota; Metazoa; Porifera; Demospongiae; Suberitida; Halichondriidae. The transcript is spliced from 26 exons. Gene Ontology annotation, cellular component: cytosol; mitochondrion.